CGGAUCAACUAAGUUACCCCCAAAGUCCAUUCACCACCUAUAAAACCCAUUCGCAUAACCGUAUUACACAUCAUCACAUUAUUCUCAAGCUUCAAUCUAAUCUCUUUACAGAUUUAUUUGAUUUGUUAAUUAAGAAUCCAAAAUGUCUGGCCGUGGAAAGGGAGGCAAGGGAUUAGGAAAGGGAGGAGCAAAACGACACCGUAAAGUGUUGCGCGAUAACAUUCAAGGAAUUACGAAACCUGCCAUUAGGCGUUUGGCUCGUAGAGGUGGAGUGAAGCGUAUCAGCGGAUUAAUCUAUGAAGAAACCCGCGGUGUUCUAAAGAUCUUCUUGGAGAACGUGAUUCGUGAUGCCGUUACUUACACAGAGCACGCCAGGCGUAAGACUGUUACUGCUAUGGAUGUUGUUUAUGCUUUAAAGAGACAGGGAAGGACUCUUUAUGGAUUUGGGGGUUAGGGUUUGCUGAUUUUAGGUUAUUUUUGUUGAUGAUGUUUCUGGGUUUGGGAAAAGUCUUGCUGUCAAGAAAUUAUGGCAAGGAUUUCGGUUGGUAUUAUUGGUGGUGUUUAGGUGAAGAUUAGGAGCAAUUAUAUUAUGUGUAUUUUGUGAUAGGUAGUUUACUUUUUCGAAGUUGGUUCUGAUGUGUAACUAUUUGAUUCAAUGAAGAAGUAUUUCUGGUUUCAGAAUUAAUUUUA
Molecule: messenger RNA, 690 nt
Organism: Cicer arietinum (chickpea)
Lineage: Eukaryota; Viridiplantae; Streptophyta; Magnoliopsida; Fabales; Fabaceae
Product: histone H4
Cellular component (GO): nucleosome
Molecular function (GO): DNA binding; protein heterodimerization activity; structural constituent of chromatin
Source: RefSeq, a predicted model, not a curated record